Messenger RNA from Caenorhabditis remanei, 303 nucleotides. RefSeq lists its product as uncharacterized. Bases 1 to 303 code for a protein of 100 amino acids. NCBI's taxonomy places the organism in Eukaryota, Metazoa, Nematoda, Chromadorea, Rhabditida, Rhabditidae. The transcript is spliced from 2 exons. The record is from RefSeq and is a predicted model, not a curated record.
AUGUCUGCCUCCACACUCUCUGUACUUGUCUCCAUUGUUCUUCUCGUUACUGUAAUAAUCAAUACAGUAUCCUCCGCGCCGGUUCCUACUGAUAGGCAAAACAUGAACACAUUCCCCAAUCUCGACAACGAUCCUCGUGAUGUAUUCUUGCCGUUUCGAGAGGUUCCGGAACGUCUGAUCGAUCAAAAUGAUGCUCUUGACGACUCAUCCGACUUGGUAUCCGAAUCCGAUAUUUUUUACCAGUUCCAAAGAAGUGGAUUCCUAGCUGAAGUGGUUGAUGCCAGGAAGCGAGGAGGCUUCUAA